Molecule: messenger RNA, 2514 nt
Organism: Archocentrus centrarchus (flier cichlid)
Lineage: Eukaryota; Metazoa; Chordata; Actinopteri; Cichliformes; Cichlidae
Product: ELAV like neuron-specific RNA binding protein 2
Cellular component (GO): ribonucleoprotein complex
Molecular function (GO): RNA binding
Source: RefSeq, a predicted model, not a curated record
ACACGCAUUGGUUUCCACUCAGUGAUGUCGCGUAUUUGUGUGGCGCACCUGUAAAGAGCGAGACAGGCAGAAGCCGGCUUUUUUAAUUAUUUGAUUCCUUUUCUUUCUUCUGUUUUUUUCCCCUUUUGUUUCAUGCAUUUGCUGAAAGGAACUCAUUUCUGUGUUUUGAUUUAAUAAAUAUUUCAUUUCCUCAUUUUAUCUUGUUUGUGUUGGCUUUUAUGUUCCCAAGUUUGAACUAAAGAGAGCGGAAUUCAUCAUUUUACACGCUAUUGGCCAGGUGUUUCAUUCAGAGAUUGUUUGCCUAAGGACGUCCCUAACUUUCAUUUGUAGAAACGACGGCAUCUCCAAACUAACAUGGCAGUCAGACUGUGCGAUGUGGCUUCUCUGCUUAGAAGUGGUUCGUGGGCGCCUGAGCCUUGGACUGGGCAGGUAAUUGCUGCCAUGGAAACACAGCUAUCCAACGGGCCUACUUGCAACAACACAAGCAACGGUCCCUCAACUAUCAAAAACUGCUCCUCACCUGUAGAGUCAGGGAGCGUAGAGGACAGUAAAACUAACUUGAUAGUCAACUAUCUGCCUCAGAACAUGACCCAAGAGGAACUGAAGAGUUUGUUUGGGAGCAUCGGCGAAAUUGAGUCCUGUAAACUAGUUCGAGACAAAAUCACAGGGCAGAGCCUAGGCUAUGGAUUUGUGAAUUAUGUUGGACCCAAGGAUGCAGAAAAGGCCAUCAAUACCUUAAAUGGCUUGAGACUUCAGACCAAAACCAUCAAGGUUUCUUAUGCGCGUCCAAGCUCCGCCUCCAUCAGAGAUGCAAAUUUGUACGUCAGUGGCCUGCCAAAAACUAUGACUCAGAAAGAACUGGAGCAGCUCUUCUCUCAGUAUGGACGCAUUAUUACCUCACGCAUUCUGGUGGACCAGGUGACUGGUGUUUCAAGAGGAGUCGGCUUCAUUCGUUUUGACCGACGAGUUGAGGCUGAGGAGGCCAUCAAGGGUUUGAACUGUCAGAAGCCACCUGGUGCCACUGAACCCAUUACAGUCAAGUUUGCAAACAACCCGAGCCAGAAGACCAGCCAGGCACUGCUGUCCCAGCUCUAUCAGUCGCCCAAUCGAAUACCAGGACCCCUCGCACAGCAGGCACAACGCUUCAGGUUGGACAAUCUGCUGAACAUGGCCUAUGGAGUCAAAAGCAGGUUCUCCCCGAUGGCCAUCGACGGGGUGACCAGCUUGGCUGGCAUCAACAUCCCAGGGCACGCAGGCACUGGCUGGUGCAUCUUCGUCUACAACCUGGCUCCAGACGCAGAUGAAAGCAUCCUUUGGCAGAUGUUUGGGCCGUUUGGUGCCGUCACAAAUGUCAAGGUUAUUCGCGACUUUAACACAAACAAGUGCAAAGGAUUUGGUUUUGUCACCAUGACUAAUUACGAUGAGGCGGCUGUGGCCAUCGCCAGCUUGAAUGGAUACCGCCUCGGGGACAGAGUUCUGCAAGUGUCAUUCAAAACCAACAAAACACAUAAAGCCUGAAACUCAGAUUGUUUCUAGAAAACUCACCAGAAAAUGGAAACAGAAAACGGAAGCGUAACUUUCUACAUUAGUUAACGAGCUUUGUAAAUCAGUGUUGCGAAGAAAAACAAUAUUUAGCGUCCAACAAUGUGAUUUAUUUUCUUUGGUUUUUUUUGUUUUUUGUUUUUUCCAUUGCUACACUUUGAAUCUUAAUAUACUUUAAAACAAAAAUGACUGCAGGUUUUAAUGCCUGUCAUGUUGACUUCUCUUGCUGUCUUUACAGAUGGACCAUCUGAAAUGUUACUCUAGGUUUUGUCAUUUUGUUGCACAUCUGCUUUGAAACAGUAAGUCUUGUAAGGUUACGUGUAGUGAUUUUUGUUCUUUUCUUUGUACUUCUGUGUCCUGAUUUGCCACAGGUGUGUUAUGCCUUCAGUGGUUAGCAAGUACUUACUUUGAACUAUUUGCGGUUCUGUUAAUUUUGUAAGUAUUCUGUUUACUGCAAUAUCAGUUGGUUAUUGGUUGGCUGCAUAAUGUUGCUUAUUGUAAACUUAACAGAUAAAAAGACAAAAAAAAAAAAAGAUUCUUAAAGCAGUACCUUGCCAAAGAGCUAAGAACCUCUUUGAUGUGGGUUUAAAAGCAUCUAUUUUUAUAAAAGAAAAAUUUGGAGAAACUUUUUACUGGACCUGGAACAAAAUAUUUUGACUUGGAUACUUUGAGAAAUAUCUUCAUAUGACACCUUGUGAGCUUUUGAACUUCACAAGAAAGUUUGCAGUGGUUGAAAUUUCUGGAGAGAUUUAUGAUGUAAAAGAUACCUUUUGAGAUCUUUGUAUUACCUUUAGAUUAUAGAAUCAGUGGCAGUGCUGGUUUCAUUUGUAAAAUCAUCCGUGGGUCCCCCAUCAUCUGGUUGUUACAGCUAGCAACUCGCUUUCUGGUCUGAUUUGGAAAUGGACAAAACUUCAAAGGUUUAUCUACAAAAAGUGCAUGAAAACAUUAAAAGAUGGAAAUAUCUUAAAGGUA